This is a messenger RNA of Sorex fumeus (smoky shrew), 939 nucleotides long. Its product is annotated as olfactory receptor 7A10-like. The transcript has a single exon. Gene Ontology annotation, biological process: G protein-coupled receptor signaling pathway. Gene Ontology annotation, molecular function: olfactory receptor activity; G protein-coupled receptor activity. NCBI's taxonomy places the organism in Eukaryota, Metazoa, Chordata, Mammalia, Eulipotyphla, Soricidae. The record is from RefSeq and is a predicted model, not a curated record. Gene Ontology annotation, cellular component: membrane. The coding region runs from base 1 to 939 and encodes 312 amino acids.
AUGGAGACAAAGAAUCUCACAGAAAUUACAGAGUUUCUUCUUCUAGGAUUGUCAAAUGAAGCAGAAAUGCUAUCCCUCAUAUUUGGCAUUUUCUUCUCCAUGUACCUAAUCACCGUGCUGGGGAACCUGCUCAUCAUCCUGGCCGUCAGCUCAGACCCCCACCUCCACACACCCAUGUACUUCUUCCUGUGCAACCUGUCCUUUGUGGACAUCUGCUUCACCUCCACCACCAUCCCCAAGAUGCUGGUGAACAUCCAGACACACAGCAAGGCCAUCACCUAUGUAGGCUGUCUCGCCCAGAUGUACUUUUAUAUGCUGUUUGGAUUAUUGGAUGACUUACUCCUGACAGCAAUGGCCUAUGACCGUUUUGUGGCCAUCUGUCACCCCUUGCACUACACGGUCAUCAUGAACCCGAGACUCUGUGGGCUGCUGGUUCUGGCGUCCUGGAUCUUCAGUAUUCUGCAUUCCUUCUUACAAAUUGCCAUGGUGCUGCGUCUGUCCUUCUGCGCAGAUGUGGAAAUCCCCCAUUUUUUCUGUGAACUCAAUCAGGUCAUUCACCUUGCCUGUUCUGACACCUUCCUUAAUAACUUGCUGAUGUAUUUUGCAGCCGCGGUGCUUGGUAUUAUUCCUCUCUAUGGGAUCCUUUACUCUUACUCUAAGAUUGUUUCCUCCCUGCGUAGAAUCUCCUCAGCUCAGGGCAAGUACAAAGCAUUUUCUACCUGUUCUUCUCAUCUCUCCGUGGUCUCCUUAUUUUAUGGUACGGGCUUAGGUGUGUACCUGAGCUCUGCUGUGACCCAGAAUCCACGUCCAAGUGCCAUCGCAUCUGUGAUGUACAUGGUGGUCACCCCCAUGCUGAACCCCUUCAUCUACAGCCUCAGGAACAAAGACAUCAAGGAGGCUCUGACAAGUCUAAUUGGGAAGAAAUAUAUAAAAGCGUAA